This is a messenger RNA of Pteropus alecto (black flying fox), 3752 nucleotides long. It is a transcript of the gene SLFN11, whose product is annotated as schlafen family member 11. Gene Ontology annotation, molecular function: tRNA binding. The transcript is spliced from 6 exons. The record is from RefSeq and is a predicted model, not a curated record. The coding region runs from base 435 to 3134 and encodes 899 amino acids. Lineage: Eukaryota; Metazoa; Chordata; Mammalia; Chiroptera; Pteropodidae. Gene Ontology annotation, biological process: defense response to virus.
AGAUGACUAUCUCAAAUAGCCAGGCCACCUCCCUUCACUGAGGCUCCUUUGUUUUAGAGAUCUUGAUUGGUUUCAUAACUGACCAUUUGGGCCGCUUUCCUUCCUGAAUUUUAAACUCUCGCUCUUACGUUUUUUUUUUUUCUUUCUUUCCCGCUCUGUGUUUUAAAUUCACCAAUCACGAGACCAUGAAAUCCUGGGCUCCACCCUCAAGCCCAGGAAAAGCGAAACCCCAGGCCAGGGCGCUCUUUCUCUCCACCCGCAACCUCGCUGUGUAUUUGCAAGUGUGAUGUGUAAUUUCCAGGUCCUGGGGCUGAAAUUUCAUUUCUUCUGUCUGAAAGUGACCAUCGUCCUCAGUCAAGUGGCAGACACACGAACAGGUCAGAACUCCAGUUUUCACUAGCACCCUAUGCUGAGGAAUCUUCUAAUUUCCAAGAAUGAACAUGGAAAACCAUAAUUCAUCUUUGGUGGUAGAAUUAUCCUACCCAGACUUAGUCAUCAACGUAGGACGAAUAACUCUCGGUGAAGGAAACAGAAAGAAGCUGCAGAAAACUCAGAGAGAGCAAGAGGCAAAGAAAAUUACACAGGCUGCAUGUGCUUUAUUAAACUCAGGAGGAGGAGUGAUUCGGAUGGCAAUGGCAAACAACGAUGAGCAUCUUGUGGAGAUGGGACUGGAUUUAGAAGACUCUUUGAGAAUCCUUAUUCAGUCUUUAGAUUUGCAGGCUUUCUUUGAGACUAAGCAGCAAGGAAGGUGUUUUUACAUUUUUGUUAGAUCUUGGAACAGUGGCCCUUUCUCCGAAGACGGUUCCACCAAUCCCCGCAUUUGCAGCCUGAGUUCUUCAUUAUAUCUUAGAUCCGGCACCUCUGCGAUUCUCAUGGAUUCAAGAGAGGCAUUUAAUUUCCUGAAAACCAAGAAAAGUAACGCAAAAACCUUUGAGGAAGAACCUUCUUGUAAAGUUCGCAAGGUUGAACAUCGGCAACUUCAUAACUUAAAUCCUGCUGACCUAAUUUUCCAAAAAGACCAGCUUGAAUAUGGUGAAAUCCUGCCUUUUCCUGAGUCUCAACAUGUAGAGUUUAAACAGUUCUCUACAAAACACAUCCAAGGGUAUGUAACGGACAUGAUUCCAAAGUACAUCUCUGCGUUUGCAAACACUGGGGAAGGCUAUCUUUUUAUUGGAGUGGAUGAUAAGAGUAAGAGAGUUCUGGGAUGUGCUAAAGAAAAUGUUAACAUUGACCUUUUGCAAAAGAAAACAGAAGACGCAAUCCGCAAAUUACCUCAUGUCUGUUUUUGCCAAUCCCAGUGCCAGAUAAAUUUCACAUUCAAAAGCUUGGAUGUUGUAGCCAACGGAGAGCUGUACGGCUAUGUUUGUGUGAUCAGAGUGCAGCCAUCCUGUUGUGCAGUGUUCUCAGAAGUUCCCAAAUCAUGGAUGGUGAAGGGCGAGAACAUCUGCAGCCUGACAACUGAGGAGUGGAUAGGCAUGAUGAUGGACACAGAUCCAGAUCUUCAAAGCUUUUGCGAAGACUUUGAAUCUCAGCUGAGUCUGUCUAGCAGACCUCCCCUUACUAGACCAGUGUACUCCAAGAAAGGCCUGGAACAUAAGAAGACUCUCCAGCAACAUUUAUUUUCAGUGCCAUUGGAAGGUUUGCUAUGUACUCCUGAAUCCCUUUGGAAGGAGCUGUCCUCAGAGCAUGAGGGUCUGGAGGAAUUAAUAAAUAAGCAAAUACAUCUUUUCUCUCGGGGACUUUUGAUCCUUUCUAGAAGCUGGGCUGUGGACCUGAACUUGCAAGAGAAGCAGGGAGUCAUCUGUGAUGCUCUGCUGGUAACACAGAACAGCCCCCCCAUGCUCUACACCAUUCUCAGGGAGGAGAAUGCAGAUGGGCAGUUGUACUGCACCCGUACUGCCUUUACUUUGAAGCAAAAGCUGGUGAACACGGGGGGCUACGCCGGGAAGCUGUGCGUCAUGACCAGGGUCCUCCAUCUGAGUCCUGAGAGCAAAACAGAGUCCUUUGAAGGUUCAGGCUCUCUAAUUGAUUACCCCGAGUCCUAUGACCUUGCAGACAUCCAGCAAAUGGAAGCCUUGCUGCAGUCCCUUGUGAUUGUCUUGCUCAGCUUCAGGUCUUUCCUGAGUGACCGGCUCGGCUGUGAGAUUUUAAAUCUGCUUACAGUCCAACAGUAUGAGAUCCUUUCAAAAAACCUCCGCAAGAACAGAGAAUUGUUUAUCCAUGGCUUACCUGGCUCAGGGAAAACAAUCAUGGCCAUGAUGAUCAUAAAGAAGAUCAAGAAUAACUUUGGAUGUAAAGAAAAUGAAAUUCUCUACAUUUGUGAGAACCAGCCUCUGAAGGACUUUAUUAGUAAUAAAAAUAUCUGCCGUGCAGUGACCCGGAAAACCUUCAUGGCUAACCUUAAUGUCGAAAAGAUUCAACACAUUAUCAUCGAUGAAGCUCAGAAUUUCCGCAUGGAAGAUGGGAACUGGUAUGAGAGAGCAAAAACCAUUACUCAAAGAAGAAAGGGUUGCCCAGGAAUUCUCUGGAUCUUUCUGGACUACUUUCAGACCAGUCACACAGAUUAUGACAGUGGCCUCCCCGAAAUCUCAGACCAGAAUUCAAGAGAAGAGCUCAACAGAGUGGUCCGCAAUGCAGAUCCAAUAGCCAAUUACCUACAGGAGGUAACGCAGAAGAUCAAAGAAAUGCCGCCACCUAACAUUCCCCCUGGGUCCCUGGAGAUACUCCAUGAAGCUGAAUGGGCUCAGGGUGUUCCAGGCAGCUGUGAGAUUAAGAAGUGCUUGAACAUAACAAAGAUAAUGACCUAUGUAGCAGAGAAGUGCCAGUUUUUCUUGAGGAGUGGUUAUUCCCCUGAAGAUAUUGCUGUGCUUUUUAGCAAAACACAGGAAGUGACAAAAUAUUCCUAUAACUUUCAAAAAGCAAUGAAGAAGAGAAGAAUGUCUCAGAACAAUGAUACAUCUAUUUCGGCCAGUCGCAUCUUGCUGGACACUGUUCGUCGGUUUUCAGGCCUGGAAAGAGACAUCGUGUUUGGGAUCGAUCCAAGGGCAGCUGAGCCAGCCAUUUCCAACAAUCUUCUGCUCUGUCUGGCUUCCAGGGCCAGGAAACAUCUGUAUAUUCUGAUGCUUUCUCCUUGACAGGAAGACCUCAAUCUAAGAAAAGUUGAUAGAGUUAAAAUAUUCCUUCUGUCUCUGCAGUUUCAGAAAAAGAAUGACUACUCCGAAUCAUAAAAGCAUUAUUUCUAACAAUAGACCCUUGUAAGAUAACUAGCUUCAGAGUUGUUGCUAUAUCCUGUGAAAAGAACAUCUUCAUCCACACUUGGAACAGCAAUAAACUAUAUGACUGUAUGAAUUUCUUUUUAUAAAGUGCUCAAAAAUCUGCUUAAAUUAACAAAGGGUAAUAUGAAUUGGACUAUUAAUCUUAGAACCGAUUUUAUGGUAAAAGUCCCAUCGUGUCAGAUUUCAAGCUACCUACGUGACAUCAACAGGCUCCUAACAUCCCUGGGAAUUUAACAGGUGGCUCUUGUGAGCCAGUAUAAGCCAGCUUCAGUACAUUGCUGUAACCAAAACCAUUCUAGCAAAAUUUGGUGUCCCUUUUUCUCAUUUCACAAUAUGUUUAGAAAGAAAAUAUUAGAACAACUGAACACUGUAAAUAUUUAAAAUUAUAAUCCAAUAGAACAUAUAGAAUCUAUAUAUCAUAGGAGCCUACCAUGUGUCUGGGAAAUGUAACACUUAAUAAUCAACACUGAGAUGUAA